GUCGUGGACUUCCUCUUUGGAAUGUGUGAGAAUUCAGCCUUUAGGCUGAUUGAUAGAGCAGAGUUGAAGUAUUUGUGUUACAGUCAUGACAUCUCCAAAGUUGACAGUGAGCAUGGGUGUGAGAGCAGCUAGGAGCUUUUUAAACUGUGAGUCUGCCCUUUGAAACUGCAAGACUGCCUGCUGAACCAUUGGUGAGAGGUGAGAGGUGCUUAAGUGUCUGCCUUUGCUGCAGACCCACAGUUGACAGCAUGGAAAAGCAGCACAAGGAAUUUGGAGUCUAGGCAUUUGCACUGGAAGCAGUCAUUUUGAAGAUAAACUCUUGUGUUCUGUGAGCAUCACUGAUAGAUUGAAUGACAGUUUUUGGCUUCGUGGUUAAUGGGAUGUCUGCUGCACACACACUGCACAGCAGAUGUGAAACACGGAAAGGAAUUGUAAUAUGUAGCCAACUGUGGAGUAGAGUCCUGGGUUUUGUUUUUUAUGAGUAUGAAUCAAAUACAUUUCGACUCAAGGCUAACCUAGUAGUCUCACUAGAUUAUCCAAUUUCCACUGGCUUAAAUGAAGAGGAAAUCUUUUUACAGUAUCAAGCUGCCCUCAGAUUCAAAAUGGAUAGUAUAGAAGAACCUCAGAAAAAAGUCUUCAAGGCUCGAAAAACAAUGAGAGUGAGUGAUCGUCAGCAGCUUGAAGCUGUGUACAAAGUCAGAGAAGAGCUGCUGAAAACAGACGUGAAGCUUUUAAACGGGAACCAUGAAAAUGGAGAUCUGGAGCCCACUUCACCUUUAGAAAGUGCAGAUUGUAUUCCAGAUAGAGAAGAAGUGAAUGGUAUUGAAGGGAUUUGUUUUGAGUCUGAAGAAAGUAAAACAGAACUGAAAGAAACACCGUGUAUCCCCAGUGUUAGUGUGAAAAACAAACAAGAAGAGGAUUCAAAUAGUGAGUCUUUGUCUCCUAGUGUAACUUCUGAGCUUGCUUCUACACUAACCACUGAACCAACCUCUGGCAGCCCAGCCUCGGGCACCCCAGCCUCUGGAGACCUGACUGCAGGAGAGCUGCCUGCCAGAGUCCCAGCCACUGGUGACUCUCCCUGCGAGGAGUCGCCCUCGAGUGAACCCUCCUCCCGUGAUCCCACCUCUGCAGAUACUGCUUCUGAAGAACCUGCCUCUGAUGAUCUUGCCUCUGGUGGUUCCACCUCUGGUGAGCCACUGUCUGGUGAACCACUGUCUGGUGCACCACUCUCUGGUGACCCAGUUUCAGAUGAACCAGUUGCUGGUGUAGUGGCAUCUUGUGAACUGGCCUCUGGGGAACCCUCUUCUGAUGAUUGUGCUCCCUCUGUUGAUUUGCCUUCCGAUGAUCUGCCUUCUAGUGAUGAAUCCUCUGGUGGUCCUGCCUGUAGCAAACUGGCUUCUGGUGAGCUGGCUCCCGGUGAGCUGACUGCAGAAUCAGCCACUGAUACUUUUAAACCAAGUUCUGUGCCAGUUUGUGAGCCGAUUCCUGAAACUGACAAGGCAGAGCAGAGUAGCAAUAACAAUGAUGAUUGUUCAGAAAAAAAUGAAGACAAUGAAAACUUAGACCAAAUUCAAAAUAAAGACUCAUUUGAUGAGGAAGAUAAAACUAACAGUAAUGUUGGUGAGAAGGAAGAAACUAUAGAAACACACAGUGCAAUUAUUUGUUCUGAUCUACCUCCAGAAAAUACAAAGAAGGUAGAGGAAGAGCCCAUUGCUGAGCUUGCUCUUGGAGAAGAGGCCAUCUCCAGCAGUAUGGAAGUGGACCAAAGUGAAAAAGAUGAUCGGGAAAGUCCUGCAGAAGUUGUCGAAGUUAUCAGUGAAAAUACUACAGAAGACAAGAAGGAGACUGCCUUAGACAACACAGACUCCAUGGAAACAGAUGAGAUCAUUCCUAUUCUGGAAAAACUUGCACCCGCUGAGGAUGAACUCACAUGCUUUUCAAAAACUUCUCUCCUUCCAGUUGAGACAAGUCAAGAUUUGGAAGAGAAAAUGGAGGGUUCUUUUGGCUCGCCAUCAAAACAAGAAAGUAGUGAGAAUUUGCCAAAAGAAGCCUUUUUGGUCCUCUCUGAUGAAGAGGAUAUUUCAUGUGGCAAAGAUGAGUCCGAGUCUGAAGUUAUAUCACAAAAUAAGCCGAGCUCUCCAGAAGUAGGAAGGAGUGAAAAGGACAGCAGAGCUGAGGAAGAGGAGCAAGUGCCUGAUGGGGAGCGGCCACCUGUGAGAAAUGAGGUUUCCAGACGGAAACGUUCUAAAUCAGAAGACAUGGACAAUGUGCAGUCCAAACGACGGCGCUACAUGGAAGAAGAAUACGAGGCAGAGUUCCAGGUCAAGAUUACAGCCAAAGGAGACGUUAACCAGAAGCUUCAAAAGGUCAUACAGUGGUUACUAGAAGAAAAAUUGUGUGCUCUACAGUGUGCUGUGUUUGAUAAGACUUUGGCAGAAUUGAAAACACGAGUAGAAAAGAUAGAAUGCAACAAAAGGCAUAAAGCAGUUCUUACUGAGCUACAGGCCAAGAUAGCCAGAUUAACCAAACGUUUUGGAGCAGCCAAAGACGAUCUUAAGAAAAGACAAGAAAGCCCUCCAAACCCACCUAUAUCACCAGGAAAGCCUGCCAGUGAUGUCAGCAGCAAUAACAAUGUGACCUACAGAAAUGCAGGCACAGUACGACAGAUGCUGGAGUCCAAAAGAAAUGUUAGCGAGGGUCCACCACCAUCCUUUCCAACUCCUGUGAAUACAGUGUCUUCAGCCAGUCUCGUCACUGCUCCAGCAGCUGUCAGUAGUCAGCCUAAACUGCAGACUUCAGCGACCUCAGGUUCUCUGCCGGCAGCACCUCUUCUUCCUGCUCCCAGCACAGCCACAGUAGUUGCCACUACUCAGGUGCCUAGUGGAAACCCUCAGCCUACAAUCUCGCUGCAGCCCUUGCCAGUGAUUCUGCAUGUUCCCGUUGCCGUAAGCUCUCAGCCUCAGCUCCUACAAAGCCAUCCAGGGACUAUAAUGACGAAUCAACCAUCUGGCAGCGUUGAAUUCAUAUCUGUGCAAAGCCCACCAACAGUGAGUGGACUUACCAAAAAUCCAGUGUCCUUGCCACCCAUGCCAAACCCCACUAAACCAAACAUCCCGUCAGUGCCCAGUCCUAGUGUUCAGAGGAACUCUUCCACCACUGCUGCGCCCUUGGGGACGACACUUGCUGUACAGGCUGUUCCAACGGCACAUUCUAUUGUGCAAGCCACAAGGACUUCUUUACCCACAGUAGGCCCAUCUGGACUCUAUAGCUCAUCAAACAACCGAGGCCCAAUACAGAUGAAAAUCCCAAUAUCUGCUUUUAGCACUUCAUCUUCUGCAGAACAAAAUAGCUCUGCCACCCCAAGAACCGAAAACCAGACAAACAAAACAGUAGAUUCUUCUGUUAAUAAGAAAGUGGCAGAUAGCACAUCACAGAGUGGCAAAGCUUCUGGCAAUGAUUCAAGUGGUGUCAUUGACCUCACAAUAGAUGAUGAAGAGAGUGGAACUACACAAGAUCCCAAAAGACUAAAUCAUCCUGCGCCAACUCUGAGCACUUCGCAGCCCAUGUCUCGACCGUUGCAGCCCAUUCAGCCAGCACCACCUGCUCAGCCAUCUGGGGUGCCGACAAGUGGGCCAUCUCAGACAACUAUCCACUUACUGCCUACAGCUCCAACCACCGUGAAUGUAACACAUCGUCCAGUAACUCAGGUGACCACGAGACUCCCUGUACCAAGAGCUCCUGCAAACCACCAGGUGGUUUAUACAACUGUCCAAGCACCACCAGCUCAGACUCCCCUGAGAGGAACUGUUAUGCAGGCUCCUGCUGUCCGCCAGGUCAAUCCUCAGAAUAGUGUUGCAGUUCGAGUGCCUCAGACAACCACCUAUGUUGUAAACAACGGCCUGACCCUGGGAUCAGCAGGGCCUCAGCUCACGGUGCAUCAUCGGCCACCACAAGUGCAUACUGAGCCCCCACGCCCUAUGCAUCCAGCACCCUUACCAGAAGCCCCACAGCCACAGCGUCUGCCCCCGGAAGCGGCCAGCACUUCUCUGCCUCAGAAGCCACACUUGAAGUUAGCACGCGUUCAGAGUCAGAAUGGCAUUGUGCUGUCGUGGAGUGUCCUGGAAGUGGAUCGAAGUUGUGCUACUGUUGACAGCUACCAUCUCUAUGCUUACCACGAGGAACCCAGUGCCACUGUGCCCUCUCAGUGGAAAAAGAUUGGCGAAGUCAAAGCCCUCCCCUUGCCGAUGGCUUGCACCCUCACUCAGUUUGUGUCCGGCAGCAAGUACUACUUUGCAGUGCGCGCAAAGGACAUAUACGGCCGUUUUGGGCCUUUCUGUGACCCUCAGUCCACGGACGUGAUUUCUUCCUCCCAGAACAGUUAGACCUUGGAGCCUUUAGCUUCCUCUUUUCAAAGUUCCACAUUUUGGGCUUGUUUUUAAUCUUGUGCAUGAAAUUCAAUGUAAAAUCCACCUUGUGCAAGAUCUCUUGGACAGAUGAGUGUGUACACUACGUUUGUUUAUAACUGAAGUAUAAUAAAUUCAGCCCAUAAAGCAAGUCUUCCCCUGAACAAGUUAAGCUUCAGGGGUUUGAAAUGUACAUUGGUCCUUGCUUUAGUUAUGAGGCUGGGGAAUUUGUAUAGGUGUUUGUGUGUGUCAUCUUUGGUUCUUUGUCUUGUUUUGUUUUCAUUUUUAAAUUUCUCGUUGUGUGUUUCUCCCAGUGCAGUCUCCAUUCUCGCUCUCAAUUUACCUCUCUUCUUGUAGGAAGUCAGUAGAUGAAAGACUCUGAGGUAGGUUGCUGGUGUGGCUCUGCCUUUAAGGGGGGAAUCUAGAAGAUCAAAGAAUCUAAACAAAACCCAAAGAAAUGAAAAAGAAAAAUAUUUAGCAUAAAAUAGAUGAAUUUGAACAGAGGAUGUAUUCUCUCCAUAUUUUCUUUGAUUUCUUCUGAGUUGCUGAUUAGGUGAAAACAUUGGACCUGCACCCCAAACUCCUAAUCUGGCUUUUUGUGUUGUGCCUUACAAGCUACAGAAACACACAGACCAUAUGCCCACUUUAUCCUUCUUUCAGCUUCCUUCUUCCUCGCCACCAAGAACGCCACACCUUUUACCAUUUGAAAACCAAGGUGUUAGAGCGUGUUCUCUUCAUCUUCUGUACAUCACCAGAUUUAACUCCAGAAAUUUGACUUUCUGCUUUAAGAACAUACUUUUACUUUUGCCCAUUAUUAACUCUGCAUAUGCAUAAAAUAGGCCAUGUUGUUUAAGAAAAUUUUUCCUUAAACUUGUUUUGCUAUCCAUGUUGCAUUGUUAGAGAAUCUGAAGGAAGUUCUGGUUCAUCACAUCACUUGUGGGAAAGUAUCCUUUCCAAGGCAGUAAAUGUUCACUUUCAUAAAAGAGCAGAGUCCUUCUCUGAGGCCCUUCCUCCUUUUGUCUCCCCUUGGUUGUGGUGGUGCCAAGUGUGUUUUGAUUUCAGUAGCGUUGGACAGAACUUAGAAGCAUAUCCUUUUGGGUCAUUGCACAUAGCUCUUAGACCCAAUCACUUCAGUAUUCCUCCUUCCUCUGCAGAGUAAACAGAUGCAGGCUCACCUUGCAUUUUCAAGAAACGCCAGCUGCAGUGGAGUCAGACAGGUACUUUAGAGCUGAAGACAUCAGGGUGAGCGCUAGGGAUGAGUGAGUGAGGCCUUGUGGAAUUUGUGAAGUCACUUUCAGGCUAUCUUCCCUUACAACAUUUUAAGUCCUAUUUCUGCCUUCUGAAAAUGCAUCAAUCAUUCACUUUUCCUGGCAUUAAAAGUGGGCAGCUCUGCAUUUAUUCCUUUGAUGGUUAGAGCAGGAAUCGUUGAGUUGUGAAGGAAUUGUCUGUGGUGACUUCUCACUUCUGUUCUGUCAUCCUCAGUGAAUUUUGGUUGAUGAAGGAAGCCUGCAAAUGCUCCUGACCUUCCACUUCGAGAAAAAGGAGCCCACAGGAGAAUCAUUUUCCACAAGUUAAGUUUGGCGAGCAGUUGUGUAGGAAGGACUCCUUAGAUUCGUGAUUAUAGUAAAGUGUUGUCAGUGUUACGGGAAUGAGAUUGGAAAGGAAGAAAUUAUUUUCUGACUGUAUGAGCACCUCUUUGUACCAAAAUGGUUUUGUCUUCACUUGUUGUGGGAGGCACAGGAUUGGUAUUCUGUUCAACAUCAUUCCUGUCUAUAAUAGUAGAAAAACAUAUUCAAAAUUGUUUUCACUGGCUGGUCUGCUCAGUAGCCAAUGGAGGUUUCCCUGGAUGAAUAUUUUUAUUUACUAAUCAUUUUAUAUUUUCUAGUUUUUUUAUUUUAUUUUUUUUUAAGUUUUCAUAGUGUUAUAUAAUCAGGCGAAGAAAGCCUAGUGGAAUUACUUUAUUUCAUUGCUUUGGCUUCUACUUGGGGGUUUUUUGUCAAAGGGAAAAAAAUGUCAAAUAAUGGCUCUAGAUGUAGAUUUACUGCAGAAAAUAGUUACUGAAAACUAUUCCAGAUUGGAAAGAAUGUAUUAGGAGAGACUGUAAUUGUUGGGGGGAACAUACACUUGUCUCCUCAUAUAACCUGCCAUGAGGCUUUGGGCAGUGGCCGUGUUGGGUUUCCUGGGAUGUGCUGGGCCUUUCCUUGGGGUAAACGUUAAGUGCUGAUGGGCAUUGGCUUUUGUCAAGGUUGUCCUGUGCGGGGGAGGAGGAGGGGCGGGGAGGAGGAGGACUUCUCCAGAAGUAGCUGCAGGCUCUAGCCAUCAGAACAUUUAAUAGCACUUCACAUUGGGGGCUCUCUUUUACCCCCUGGUAUCUCUUCUCAAAGUAUUCCAAAGAAGCUCAGUUGUCCCAUUUUGGGAAUUCAAGUUUGCUACAUUUUUAGCCUGACAAUACUGGUAAGUAUUUCCUUACUGGGAAUCCUGGAAACUCCUGAAAUUUAAUUGUGAACUGUCAGGUGUUUAUACAGUAAUGAGUGGUAACAGUAAUGUCUGUUACUCUCCACUUUGCGCUUUGUUAGAGUACUUUUCACCCUAUUUUAAGUGCGAGUACACCUCUUUCAUUUGUGUUCUUGCUAAUGGCAUACAAAGACAGCAUCCUUUGUGAUAGCUAACUUACAAGGUGGCUGUCCCUCUGUUUUUCUGGGCUCAAUUUUUAAACUGCAGAAUACUUCGUACUGUGUGAUGCAGUAUGAAAGAAACGAGCUUUCUUCCUUGAAAAUACUUGUUGGGAUACUGUUUACCUCACAGAGAGCUGUCCUCUGCAAACCCCCACCCGUGUGCCAGAUAUGGGAUACCUUUAAAAACGUGUCUCGGGAAUUUCAGGUGCAGCUCUGCAGAACUUUCUUGACGUGCUGAAUGGCUCCUCUUGUUGCUUGCUCCAUUACUUUAAACGUCCUCGAAAUGCUGUGUGUGGCUCACUUUCAGAUGCUGUGGUCUCACCCCAUAGGUACUACAAGAAAGCCUUCCAAGUGUUCUCCCUGACACUUCCUCAAGCCAUUUCAGUAUCCUCAAUAUGAUAUAUAUAUUUUUUUCUGUUUCCCUGUGGUUGGGUCAACUGUUUGAUUCUCAUGGAAAUACACUUGUCCUUGUGCAUAGAUAAUAACUGUAUAGUCGUGUGUGUUUCUGCCUUCCUUAAUUAUUUUCAGGGCAAAUGGCUUUAAAGAAAGAUUUGAGCGGUGCACACAAGAUUAGAGCAGUUACCAUGAGGGGUUUGUCAGUGGAGGAGACUUACUUAAUUCUUAAUCUCCUUGAGCCAGCUGAAAGGGAGGAGCUGAGGACACACUGCUCUCAUCUUCAAAUGGUUUAUCAUGUUCGAGCUUUUGUUUUUGUUUUAUAUGUAGAGAUAGCUGAAUACCUAUCAUUUAAAUAUGUAAAUGACCCCGUCCCCUUUCCUUUUGUAAAUAAGGGAACUAAGCAAUCCAACACCUUCUGGAGAUCCUAGCUUGAGGAUUUUAUCAACAAUUUCAAAUGGAAAUGUAAAAAUAAACCCCUCGUAGGAAAACUUGCAUCCUGAUUUUGUUUGUUACAGUUGAAGUGUAAAUAAUAAGAUGAUGUAAGACCUUUCUAAGGUCUAAUAUUAACUGGGCUGUAGCAAGUUGCCCCAUUUUUUAUUAGGUUUUGAAAGUUUUAAUUUUCUUUCCUAAAUGUACAGUAGAAUACUGUCUGUGUAAAUGUUAACUGUAGUGGGGAUUUGUCCAGCAAGCCUGAAAUUUAUACUUUGAAAUAAAUGACUGGGUUUUUAACAUU
Onychomys torridus (southern grasshopper mouse) is the source of this 8207-nucleotide messenger RNA. RefSeq names its product activating transcription factor 7 interacting protein (gene Atf7ip). Gene Ontology annotation, biological process: regulation of DNA-templated transcription. The record is from RefSeq and is a predicted model, not a curated record. The coding region runs from base 351 to 4382 and encodes 1343 amino acids. The transcript is spliced from 15 exons. Gene Ontology annotation, cellular component: nucleus; transcription regulator complex. Gene Ontology annotation, molecular function: protein binding; transcription coregulator activity. Lineage: Eukaryota; Metazoa; Chordata; Mammalia; Rodentia; Cricetidae.